Messenger RNA from Cornus florida, 1134 nucleotides. RefSeq lists its product as uncharacterized. Bases 1 to 1134 code for a protein of 377 amino acids. Lineage: Eukaryota; Viridiplantae; Streptophyta; Magnoliopsida; Cornales; Cornaceae. The transcript has 2 exons. The record is from RefSeq and is a predicted model, not a curated record.
AUGGAAAAACCAUAUAAUGACACAAUGUCCCAUGAGUUGAAGAAGGUCCCACAAUGUGAAUUUUGUUAUGCAAAAAAAUUUGAAUACGAACCUCCAAGUUUCUGUUGCUCAAAUGGUGAAGUAGUCCUAAUGUCUACGAAUGUGCCUAACGAUUUAUAUGAAUUGUUCACAACCCAAAGUGCAUUAUCUGUAGACUUUUGCCGUCACUUGCGUGCCUAUAAUAGUAUAUUCUCCUUUACAUCAUUUGGAGUCCGUCUUGAUAAAAAUUUAUCAAAUAUGAAGACCGGGAUCUAUACUUUUCGUGCACAAGGUCAAGUAUACCAUGAAUUACCAUCACUUACACUUGGAGAUAAUGGACCGUGUUACCUCCAAUUAUACUUCUACGACACUGAUAAUGAAUUUCAAAAUAGAAUGAGAAUUCUUAAAGAUGCAAAUUUGGAAGAGCCAAUUGUCGUAAAGUUAAUGGACAUAUUAUCUGCAAAUCUAUACGAACAGUUUUUCCGAAGGCUAAAAGAUAUUCCUGUCCAAGAGAGUUAUGAGAUCAUGAUAAAAAAUGAUGUUCGCCUAGACCAAAGAGUUUACAAUUCACCCUCAUCGGACCAAGUUGCAGCUGUGUGGAUAGAAGGAACAAAUUCAAAUACACGUUUAGAACGAGAUAUAAUUGUUACUGCACACUCAGGAAGAAGACAUAGAGUAAGGCACUACUUUGGAUGUUAUGAUUCAUUACAAUACCCUUUAUUAUUUCCAUUUGGUGAAAUUGGAUGGCAUCGUAAUAUCAAAACACGACAUCAACCAAGUAUCGUUCAACAUGUUACGUGUGAAGAAGAUAUUUUUGAACAUGAUAUUGCAACAAGAGUUGAACAAGUUGAUAUGUACAUUAAGCUUGAAUCGACUCGUUUAGAUUACUACCGGACACAACAAUCACAUAUUCGAUCUGAAUUAUACCAAGGAAUUGUUGAUAGCAUUGUGGCAGGAGAAUCUAGAGGAGAUAAAGUUGAAAAAUGGGUUGCUCUUCCCGCUUCUUUCAUAGGAGGACCUAGGGAUAUGCGUAGACGAUACUUUGAUGCCAUGUGUUUGGUUCAGAGAUUCGGAAAACCAAACCUUUUUAUUACAAUGACUUGUAAUCCUGAUUAG